Molecule: messenger RNA, 1170 nt
Organism: Argentina anserina (silverweed cinquefoil)
Lineage: Eukaryota; Viridiplantae; Streptophyta; Magnoliopsida; Rosales; Rosaceae
Product: E3 ubiquitin-protein ligase SINA-like 10
Exons: 1
Coding region: 1-1170 (389 amino acids)
Molecular function (GO): zinc ion binding
Source: RefSeq, a predicted model, not a curated record
AUGGUGGGAAGAGCUCGAAUAUUUGGUAGGGAAAUCGGAGAAGAUGUAAGAGAGCCGUUUCCGAAGAGAUUUCGUCAAGAUUAUCCCAUAUAUUUUGAAAGAUUAAUGCCGGAGCAUGAUCGUGAUAUAUUUGAACGACCCAUAUAUCAAGAUCUAGAAGAUGAUGAAGAACUAGAAUACCAAGAAGAUGAUGAGGAAGAACAACGAUAUUAUGCAUAUCAACAAGAUGAGGACGAUAUAGAAGUACAAGUUGUUGAUGAAGAAGAAGUACAAGUUGUUGAUGAAGAAGAAGUAUAUCCAGAAGAUAAUGGAGAUGGUGAACAUAUCUAUAUAGAAGAGGAAGAGGAAGAGGAAGAGGAAGAGGAAGAGCCAAAUUAUGAACCCAUCAGUGAUGAGCCUAUUAAUGUCACCUUAAACGAUCCACGAAUUUUUGACUGUUCAAUUUGCUUUGAACCCUUAACCAUCCCAGUGUUCCAGUGUGAAAAUAAUGGGCACAUAGCUUGCAGCUCCUGCAGCUCCAAAAUACACAGAUGUCCAUCAUGCCCUAGCCCCUUUGGCUCUAGUCGUUGUCGUAUCAUUGAGAAGGUUCUGGAAUCAACUACAACAUCAUGUCGAAAUAGCAAGCAUGGCUGCAAAGAAACCAUGACUUAUGACAAGAAAAGAGAACAUGAAAGGGCAUGUAUGCACUUGCCUUGUUCCUGCCCCCAUCCUGUCUGUGACUUUGUCGCUUCGUAUGGGAACUUAUACAAGCACUUCCGCACGAAUCAUGCCAGUUCUGCGACCCAAUUCAGGUUCAACAGCGAGUUUUCCAUUACAUUGAACAAGAAUGAGAAGUUUACUGUUCUCCAAGAAAGAAACCAAGGCACAAUGUUUGUCAUCAAGAAUCGCAUCAUCGAAGGAGUAGGGAAUGCGGUCAGGCUUCAUUGUCUUCAACCUAGCUUCUUAAAGGAGUCUUACUAUAAACUUGAUGCUAUGUCGACCAAUGAAAAUGUCCUCAGAUUACAGUCUUACACUAAGAGCAGUCCAAACUGUGUUUAUGAUGGCCCUCCUUCUUCAAUGGCUACUUUCCUUUUAAUCCCACUCGAUUUUUUCAGGUCAAGUGACCAGCUGAGGAUGAAUCUCUAUAUAUUGCCAAAUGGAGUGCCUCUUCCUCCAACAUUAUCAAUCUAG